Molecule: messenger RNA, 2707 nt
Organism: Phlebotomus papatasi
Lineage: Eukaryota; Metazoa; Arthropoda; Insecta; Diptera; Psychodidae
Gene: PRAS40
Exons: 5
Coding region: 361-1599 (412 amino acids)
Biological process (GO): neurotrophin TRK receptor signaling pathway; negative regulation of protein kinase activity; negative regulation of TOR signaling
Cellular component (GO): cytoplasm
Source: RefSeq, a predicted model, not a curated record
GGGGAAAAUUUUCGGUGACGACUGUCAGUAGCUGUCAGGCUUCGAAGAUUCUUUGUAUCCAAAUUUCACGCAAAAGAUUUUCCUGAGCUUCCUGCCCAGUUUCCAGAAGUCACUAGCCGGUCUUUGGUGCAUUAGGCAAGAGUAUUGCAUGUCAGGGCUGUGAUUGUGCGCGAGUAGGGGAAGUGUCAAGUAAAAUUGUUUGAGAUAUCGCCAAGCUUUUGGCGACACUUUGUGUGCGUCCAUUGUGGAUUUUUUCGAGGCCCCUGAAGAAAGAGUUUGAGGAAGAGACGAGAAGACAUUUCGGCAUUUGAUCACUUCCGCAUCGGCCUGUCCGUAGUUUAUAGGAUUGAAUUUGGCGAGAUGCUUCUCUCUUGCAAGUGCCUCAAUAUCAUCAUCAGCAUCGCAGAUGCCGCUCAAGUGCUGGACACCCAGCAAAUUGGGGACUCCAAAGCGGCCGCUGAAAAUUUCCUGCAGACCGAGGGCAAGAGUGACUUUAUCAUCUUCUUCAAAGAGGCUCUGGGCCCCUUUCAUGUGCAGCAGGUUUUGCUGAAGAAGGAACAGCCUGAUUUAGUGCAUGUCGUCAGUUUGGGCGACUGGUCAAUACAUCAGUGUAUUCACUGCAUGGAUUUGUCAGUCUUUGCGACUUUUGAGAAGGAGGGAGCUGUUCUUGUUAACAGCAAAUUAAUGACAAAUCAGGAGGAGAUUAAUUUACUGAAAGGAAGUAAUAGUUAUUCAACAGUUUUUCGUAUCCUCAUGGAUCAACAAUUUCCCGAAGAGGAAAUCUUUAGGGUUAACAAACUCGUUCAAAUGCAUCCAAAAGUGAAGAAUCUGACGCAGCAGUGUCAGCAGCAGCUUCAGCGUGAGGCAGCAGCCACAGAUGAACGUAUUCAGCGUUUUACAGAGCAUCAAUUUACGCUCCUGAAGAUGUUCCGGGAGCGAACAGAGCAGGAAUUGCAGAUUCUGGUGAGUCUGGUGUGUAGGCUGCCGGAGAGCCUCACCCUGCUAACAGACACACAGACCAGGCAGCAGCAGCAGCAGCAGCAGAUGAGCAGCAACCUGGAGACGCCGCCGUCGACGCCAGACACUCCGAUGACGAUUGGCUCAAGUCCACCGAUGGCUGUGAGAGUGUCCCAGGCGCCGGCGAUGUCGACGUCCUCCUCAGGCGCCAGCUCCCCUAUGCCCUUUAGGGCAACCCGCCGCCACUCGGGGAAACGCUCCGGUGACGCCACGCGUCGUCACGCGGACGCCGACUCGGAGUGUUUCUUCCAGUUGGAGGGCAUGGAAAAUGACCCGGCCCCAAUGGGACCUCAAGACAUGUCUGAUCUCGAUGAAUCUGAUUCAGAAAACUUUGGGGAUGAUGAGCAGCAGGCGAUGUGCAUUCCACGACAAAUGGCGCGUCAGGGAAGCGUCAGCAUGGCAAAGAGUCUGCCAAUCUCCAUGCCCGCCGUAAUGGAUCGAUCCAUUGAGGAUGACUUUGACGAUCAGCCCGUGGAUGAGAAGCUGGACAUUGCGGCGAGCAUCAAGGCGCUGGCAAAGAGUGUCCAUGGUGAUGCAGUCUUUGGAGACCUUCCUCGACCUCGCUUCAGUACUCAGAUAUAAAAGUCAGACAGGUGAGACCUCUUCGUGAUUUAUUGUGCCCAAGAGAGAGAGGCACACCGUGUCGAAGCAUCGAGCACCGAAAAUGAUUUGUUUACAAGUUGAAAGUUUUUUUUUUCAUUUAUCUCUUUUUUCAUAUUCUUUUUAUUUUCUACUAAAAAAAAAAAACAAAAUGCUAAUAUGAUAUAGAAAUAUUAUUGAUAUCUCUUAUUGAUAAAUUCAAGAAAUAUGAUUUAUUUUUAGGAACUUGUAAUGUUUUUUCUCUGUUGUUUUUUUUUUUUAAUAUGAAACGUGAUCGAUAGUUUUCUUUUUCAAAUGUCAAAUGGAAAAAAAUAAUGAUCUUUUGGCAACUAAAAGAGAUUCAAGUGAGAGAUAAAAAACGGAGUUUUUUUUUUAAAUGUAAGCAAAAAGAAACUACUUGGUACCUUUAAUAAUUACAAAUUUUAUUACGAUGCUAAGAUAAUUUUUAGAUUUUUUUUUCAAAGGUCUCUUUUUUUUUCAAAGUGAAAUAUUAAAUGAUUGUGAGAUUAUUGCUAUAUAUAAUAAUCGCUCCUCCAGUAAGAAUUUGUUGCUAGUUAUUAACAAAUUAUGAAGAUAACAAUGAAAAUGAACAAUUUUCUAAUUCUGAAUUUAUUAUAUGUUUAAAAAAAAGAAAAAGAAAUUCUUCCUUGAACUUUUUGCAAGAACAAAAUCAAUAGGUUUUAUUGUGAAACAAUCAAGAAAAUAUUUUCUAAAAAACAAAACAAUGUCAAUUGAUUUUUCCUUUUGAAAAGUCUUACAAUUUAAAAAAAAAAUAGCAAGAAAGGAAAAAGAAAGGUAAAUUACAAAGAAAAAAAAUCAUCCAUUAGUGCCAUAAUUUUUACACGACAAAAAAUUUAACAUUUUGUUUUUAAAGCAAAAAAAAAAAAACAUUUUAACGGAGAUAACAAAUGAUGGUAUGGCAUUAUUUUUUAUCUUUUUAACCAUCCCCUGCCCCAAAUGGAAGAAUUGCGGCUUUACUAUGAUUUUAUACAAAAAAAAGUGAAAUAAAUACUAAAAUAAUGAAAUCAUUGUGAAGGAAGCAUUGCAUUGAUGUAAUAAGAAUAUUAUCGAAUAAAGAAUCUUUACACAA